Messenger RNA from Miscanthus lutarioriparius, 1968 nucleotides. The record is from the annotation of a GenBank genome assembly. Lineage: Eukaryota; Viridiplantae; Streptophyta; Magnoliopsida; Poales; Poaceae.
AUGCCCCAAGUGAAGUCCGGCUACGAUGGCGCCGGCGGGGACUACAUUAAGUGGAUGUGCGGCGCCGCCGGCGGCCGCCCGGGCGGCGCCAUGGCCAACCUCCAGCGCGGCGUCGGCUCCCUCGUUCGUGACAUCAGCGACCCCUGCCUCAACCCCUCCCCAGUUAAGGGAAACAGAAUGCUCAAACCAGAAAGAUGGCACGCAUGUUUUGACAGUGAUGGGAAGGCUAUAUGUUUUCGUAAAGCCCUUAAAUUCAUUGUCUUAGGAGGUGUGGAUCCUUCUGUUCGAGCGGAGGUUUGGGAAUUUCUUAUUGGCUGCUAUGCCUUAAGUAGCACGUCGGAAUAUAGGGGAAAACUAAGAGCUGCUCGAAGGGAGAAAUAUCGUUAUUUAAUUAAGCAAUGCCAAAGCAUGCAUACAAGCAUUGGUACAGGUGAGCUUGCAUACGCUGUUGGAUCAAAGCUGAUGGAUGUCAGGACCUUGCCCAAAGAAACUGAAUGUGGAGAAGUCAGCACAAGUCAGCAAGCUGCACAUCAAGCGCCUUGCAGUUUAGCAGAAAAUUCAAAUUUGAUUUAUGGUUCUGGUGGCACAACUCAGCCUCAGAAAAGGAAAAUUUGUAGUAAAUCAGCUGAAACAGUUGGUUUCAAUGAACAUAAUGAUAGCUCUAGAUGUUCUGGAGAUUAUGAUGACAUUGGUGAACCAAGGUAUGACAGUGAGGCCUUCAUCGAUUUCCCUUCCCUAACUGGUACAAACUUGUUCGCAAAUGGUGAUGGGGAUAGCAAUGGAGUUGAAGAAAAUCAUUGCAGUUUCUUGGUUCCUGAAGAUAGGGUAAGGCCCCGUGAUGAACGCAUGCAUAGCUUCCAGAUCAAUAAUAACAUAGAUCUCAUAAUAGAGUCAAAUACAUUCUCCAAUGAUAUAUUUCGACCUAGCAGCAGUGACUCAGCCAUCUUUCAGUCGGAUGCUUACAAGCAGGAUAGAUGGUUAGGCGAUACUGGCUAUAGUAAAGAAAUUAUAGAUUCCUUGAGGAUAUCUGAUGCACCAGAAGCAGAUUUAGUUGAUGGAACCAAAUCAAAUGGUUCGAUAGCUGACAAAGAUAGAGUCUCUGAAUGGCUUUGGACACUGCAUCGAAUUGUGGUUGAUGUGGUGAGAACAGAUAGCCACCUUGAUUUCUAUGGAGAAUCAAGGAAUAUGGCUAGAAUGUCUGAUAUACUUGCUGUUUAUGCAUGGGUUGAUCCUUCCACUGGAUACUGUCAAGGUAUGAGUGAUCUGCUGUCACCUUUUGUUGUCAUAUACGAGGAUGAUGCGGAUGCCUUUUGGUGCUUUGAGAUGCUACUGAGAAGGAUGCGUGAAAAUUUCCAGAUGGAGGGACCAACAGGAGUUAUGAAGCAAUUGCAAGCAUUGUGGAAGAUCAUGGAACUGACAGAUGUUGAAUUAUUUGAACAUUUGUCAGCAAUUGGUGCUGAAAGCCUUCAUUUUGCUUUUCGGAUGCUGCUAGUGCUUUUUCGUCGAGAGCUGUCUUUUGAGGAAUCACUUUUGAUGUGGGAGAUGAUGUGGGCUGCUGAUUUUGAUGAAGAAGCAGUCAGGCGUUUAGAAGAGAACUGUCUAGAACCACUGCUAGUGGAUCUGAGCAAUGGCUUAUCAUGUGAAGUCAAAGAAGUGCAUCGGACCAACAGUUCCACAAGAAGAAAACCCAAGACCAGGAAAUCCCAUCGUAGAAAUGGUGAAAUCUGUGGAGCUUGCCACCCUGGAAUGAAAUCCAGUACGAGAAAUAAUCUCUGUGGCUUGUCAGGUGCUACAAUAUGGGCAAGGCCUCAGCAGAUGCCACAUCCAAGUGCAAAUGUGCCAGCAAAGAGUGGAGAUUAUGAACUGCCUAUAUUCUGUGUGGCGGCAAUCUUAAUAAUCAAUCGCAACAAGAUAAUAAGAGGGACUCGCUCAAUAGAUGAUGCGAUCAAGGCAAGUUCCAACUGCUAA